Molecule: messenger RNA, 1298 nt
Organism: Spinacia oleracea (spinach)
Lineage: Eukaryota; Viridiplantae; Streptophyta; Magnoliopsida; Caryophyllales; Amaranthaceae
Product: succinate dehydrogenase [ubiquinone] iron-sulfur subunit 2, mitochondrial
Exons: 2
Coding region: 129-953 (274 amino acids)
Biological process (GO): aerobic respiration; respiratory electron transport chain; tricarboxylic acid cycle
Cellular component (GO): mitochondrion
Molecular function (GO): electron transfer activity; oxidoreductase activity; 2 iron, 2 sulfur cluster binding
Source: RefSeq, a predicted model, not a curated record
CUUUUCCCGAAGCACACAUUUUUCUAUUUUGCCCAUACGUCUCCCUGUUUUUUCUAUUCGCUUCCCUUCCUAUUCUCCCAACUCCAUUUCAACCUUCAUUUUCCCUCUCAUCCUUCCAAACAUCAUCCAUGGCGACGGGACUCCUUCGCCGUGCCACCACCACGCCGGCGGUAAUCUCUCCCAUUAGUAGGCUCCUCCUCUCUCGCCUCCACGCAACAGAAGCCUCGCCACCACCACAGUCGCCAACUACAAUGAAAACCUUUCAAAUCUACCGAUGGAAUCCCGACAAUCCUUCUAAACCAGAGCUCAAAAACUACGAGAUCAACCUAAAGGAUUGCGGUCCCAUGGUUCUUGAUGCUCUCAUUAAGAUCAAGAACGAGAUCGACCCUUCUCUCACCUUCCGCCGAUCUUGCCGCGAAGGUAUCUGUGGUUCCUGCGCUAUGAACAUUGACGGAUGCAACGGCCUCGCUUGUCUUACGAAGAUCGAAACAUCCUCCACCGCCGCUUCGAUGGUUACGCCGCUACCUCAUAUGUUUGUAAUCAAGGAUUUGGUGGUUGAUAUGACUAAUUUCUAUAAUCAGUAUAAGAGCAUUGAACCUUGGCUGAAAAGGAAGAACCCUGCGACUACACCUGGUAAGGAGUACCUGCAAACUAAAGAGGACAGGAAGAAAUUAGAUGGAAUGGAUGAGUGUAUUCUCUGUGCUUGUUGUAGUACUUCUUGCCCUAGCUAUUGGUGGAAUCCUGAAUCUUAUUUGGGUCCUGCUGCCUUGCUCCAUGCUCACCGAUGGAUAGCUGAUAGCCGUGAUGAGUACACUGAGGAGAGACUAGAGGCGAUCAAUGACGAGUUCAAACUGUAUAGGUGCCAUACUAUUAUGAACUGUACUCGUGCCUGCCCAAAGGGUUUGAACCCUGCAAAGCAGAUCCAACAGAUUAAACGUCUUGAGGCAAAGUGAUGAUGCUCAUUUUCCACCGCUUUAUGUUAUGUUAGGGUUACCGUCAUUAUUUCAGUGUUCCAAUUACAUAAUGUAACACUGAAACAUACAACUUGGAAUCUUUAUGGCAAGCAUAAAUGUGCAGGAAAAAUAAUUUUGGAACUGCGAUUACUUGAUUUCUGUGGCAUUUUUAUUUGGUACAAGUGAAGUGUAUCCAUCCAUUCCUAGAAUGUCUACCAGGGGUUAUUAAUAAAUUUAGGUUGUGAUUCUUCAUUUUCUGUUUAUAUAGGGAGCAUUCAGUGUUCUCGAACAAGAUUGUACCCAACUUGAAUAUUGACUUUAUAUCUAAGUAUCCCUGUUUUUUAA